AUGAGUGAUCCUGAUGUACCACCCGAAAGACCAAAAUAUAGAGCUGGUCGCAAACCAACCGCUGUCAAGAUUUAUACUGUGAACCACGAGUCCAAAUAUUUAGUUGUAGAAAAUGUACCGGCGUUGGGCCUAAGUAAAGAAUUAAUAGAACUUUUUUCCCUUUAUGGAGCUAUUGAAGAAUAUCGGUAUUUAGAUGAUUAUCCAUGUGAAAAAUUUACAGAUGUAUAUUGGAUAAAAUUUCAAUCAAUUGCUCAGGCUAGCGCUUAUCUAAGAGUACGUUACGGACCUGAAUAUGAAACUAUCGAAGAUACACGACAAAAAUUACAGGAUAGGCGCAAUGUUGUUGCAAUCAAGACUCGCGAACAUGAUGAAAAUAAAGAUAAGGAUGUCAAAUUGACAACACUUAAUGCUACCACCACCUUCCCAUCAGCACAUUCUACAACAGAAUCCAUAUCAUCUUCAUCAUUGCCACCCACAAACAUCUAUCCACAAAAGUAUGAUCAUACCAAUUACACAUAUUCGGAUUAUUAUUAUUCAUAUCCUUAUUCAAUGUAUUAUAGUCAAUAUAAUCAAGAACCAUCAAUACCGGGUGUCGAUUAUCAACAUGGCCAAUAUAAUCAAGAACCACCAAUACCAGGCGUCGAUUAUCAAUAUAGUCAAUAUAAUCAAGAACCACCAAUACCAGGCGUCGAUUAUCAAUAUAGUCAAUAUAGUCAAGAACCACUCAUUUCCCACAACAAAUCCAACACUCAAACCCUUGCUAAAUACCUUGCCCUCGACCAAGGAGGUAAAGUCCAAGCCGAAUACAUUUGGAUCGAUGGCGAUGGCGGCAUCCGUGCUAAGACCACUACUCUCGACAACAAACCCGCUGACGUUUCUGAACUGAAAGAAUGGAAUUUUGAUGGUUCUUCUACCAACCAAGCUCCUGGUGAUAACUCUGAUGUUUUGCUUCGUCCUGCUGCUAUAUUUAAGGAUCCUUUCAGGGGUGGCGAUAAUAUUCUUGUUCUUUGUGAAUGUUACAAUAAUGAUGGAACUCCUAAUAGAACAAAUUAUCGUCAUUCGUGUCAUAAAAUUAUGCAAACUCAUACUGAUGCUCAUCCAUGGUUUGGUAUUGAGCAAGAAUAUACCCUCUUUGAUAUGGAAGGCAGUGUUCUUGGCUGGCCUAAGGGAGGGUUCCCCGGUCCUCAGGGUCCUUAUUAUUGUUCUAUCGGUGCUAACGUAGCUUUUGGCCGUGAUAUUGUUGAAGCUCACUACCGCGCUUGUCUUUAUGCUGGUGUUAAAAUUUCUGGUGUCAACGCAGAAGUCAUGCCUGGCCCAUGUGAAGGGAUCAAUAUGGGUGACCAUCUUUGGAUGGCAAGAUUUCUGCUGAAGCGUGUUGCCGAAGAUUUCGGUGCCGUGGUAUCUUUCCAUCCUAAACCAAUAAAAGGUGACUGGAAUGGAGCAGGUUGUCACACGAAUUAUUCAACACAGGCCAUGCGUGAGGAAGGUGGCAUUAAAGCAAUACAUGAUGCUAUUGAUAAAAUGGCAACAAGACAUGCUGAACAUAUAGCUGUUUAUGGUGAAGAUAAUGAUCAACGUCUAACGGGUCAUCACGAGACAGGGCACAUAUCUCAAUUCUCAUAUGGUGUUGCAAAUCGUGGCGCUUCAAUUCGUAUACCGCGACAUGUUGCUGCUGAAGGGAAAGGCUAUCUGGAAGAUCGACGUCCGGCUUCAAAUAUUGAUCCGUAUCGUGUCACUCAUGUGAUCGUCGAAUCCACCCUGGCCUAG
Molecule: messenger RNA, 1767 nt
Organism: Racocetra persica
Lineage: Eukaryota; Fungi; Glomeromycota; Glomeromycetes; Diversisporales; Gigasporaceae
Source: the annotation of a GenBank genome assembly